This is a messenger RNA of Sardina pilchardus (European sardine), 2427 nucleotides long. It is a transcript of the gene brsk1b, whose product is annotated as BR serine/threonine kinase 1b. Gene Ontology annotation, biological process: microtubule cytoskeleton organization; protein phosphorylation; intracellular signal transduction. Bases 214 to 2427 code for a protein of 737 amino acids. Gene Ontology annotation, cellular component: cytoplasm. Gene Ontology annotation, molecular function: ATP binding; tau-protein kinase activity; protein serine/threonine kinase activity. The record is from RefSeq and is a predicted model, not a curated record. The transcript is spliced from 19 exons. NCBI's taxonomy places the organism in Eukaryota, Metazoa, Chordata, Actinopteri, Clupeiformes, Clupeidae.
AUUAGCUGUGAGCAUCAUUGGAAAGUGGUUGUGAGUAGGCCACACUAUUGUCAUCACGACUAGAAGCGUAGGCCAUUCCUUGUCCCCUCUCACUGUCUGUAAUGUCGCUACGGCGGGGUUACUCAGCGCGCAGGACUCAUCGUAGCAGACUCCCCUGGAAGAAACUCUGAUUUUUGAUAGAGUUCUGGUCGCGGAAACAAAUCGUUUGAAGAAAUGUCCAGCAAGGAGUUGUCGAGUCAGCCGGCACAGUAUGUGGGGCCUUACCGCCUGGAGAAGACUCUGGGGAAAGGGCAGACCGGCUUGGUGAAGCUGGGAGUACACUGCAUCACAGGGCAGAAGGUGGCCAUAAAGAUUGUGAACAGAGAGAAACUGUCAGAGUCGGUUCUCAUGAAGGUGGAGAGAGAGAUAGCUAUUCUCAAACUAAUAGAACACCCUCAUGUUCUGAAGCUGCAUGAUGUCUAUGAGAAUAACAAAUAUCUGUACUUGGUGCUAGAACAUGUGUCGGGUGGGGAGCUGUUUGACUACUUGGUGAAGAAGGGCCGGCUGACCCCUAAAGAAGCCAGAAAGUUUUUCAGACAGAUCAUCUCGGCCCUGGACUUCUGCCACAGCCACUCCAUAUGUCACAGAGACUUAAAGCCAGAGAAUCUGCUGCUGGAUGAAAAGAACAACAUCAGGAUCGCUGACUUUGGCAUGGCCUCACUACAAGUAGGAGACAGUCUCUUGGAGACGAGCUGUGGAUCCCCUCACUAUGCAUGCCCAGAGGUGAUCAGGGGUGAGAAAUAUGACGGGCGCAGAGCAGAUGUGUGGAGCUGUGGAGUCAUCCUGUUCGCACUGCUCGUGGGUGCGUUGCCGUUCGACCAUGACAACCUGCGGCAGCUGCUGGAGAAGGUGAAGAGUGGGGUGUUCCAUAUGCCCCACUUCAUUCCGCCCGAUUGCCAGGCACUGCUGAAGGGCAUGAUCGAGAAGGACCCUGAGAAGAGGCUCUCGCUUGAAGCAAUACAGAAGCACGCCUGGUAUCAGGGCGGCCGGAACGAGCCCACCCCAGAGCAGCCCCCUCCCAGGCGGGUGUGUGUGCGGCGGAUCCUGUCCCUCACGGAGCUGGACCCCGACGUGCUCGACAGCAUGCACUCCCUGGGCUGCUUCAGGGACCGCACCAAACUGGCCCGAGACCUCCAGUGCGAGGAAAUAAACCAGGAGAAGAUGAUCUAUUACCUACUGCUGGACAGGAAAGAGCGCUACCCCAGCUAUGAGGACGAGGACCUGCCAACCAGAAAUGAUGUUGCGGACCCUCCCCGGAAGCGUGUGGACUCUCCUAUGCUGACGCGUCAUGGCCGAUGCCGGCCGGAAAGAAAGAGCCUGGAAGUGUUGAGUGUGACAGAACAGGGUUCGCCUACACCGCCACGCCGAGCCCUGGACACAUCCUCACACAGUCAGAGGUCGCGCUCGGUGAGUGGCGCCUCCACAGGCCUGUCCUCCAGCCCCCUCAGCAGCCCCAGGGUCACCCCCCAGGGCUCCCCGCUCCCCACCCCUCUCGGCACCCCUGUCCACCACCCCGGGCACCCCCCUCCCACCCCUCCCUCGUCCUCGUCCUCGUCCUCGUCCUCGCGCGCCGAGGGUGGGGGCGGCGUGGCCGGAGGCUCCCUGUCCCUCACCCCGCCCUCCAGUCCUGGGGGAAGUGGCGGGAUGGCCGCCAGCAGCUCCGCCCACUGGCGGACGCGCCUCAACUCCUUCAAGAACAACCUGCUGGGCUCGCCGCGCUUCCACCGGCGCAAGCUGCAAGUUCCUACAUCUGAGGACAUGUCGAGUCUAACGCCAGAGUCAAGCCCAGAGCUGGCCAAGAAGUCCUGGUUUGGAAACUUCAUCAGUAUUGAGAAGGAGGAGCAGAUAUUUGUGGUGAUCAGAGACAAACCACUGAGCUCAAUAAAGGCAGACAUCGUCCAUGCAUUCCUCUCAAUUCCCUCUCUCAGUCACAGUGUCAUCUCUCAGACCAGUUUCCGGGCGGAAUAUAAGUCCUCCGGAGGUUCAUCUGUCUUCCAGAAGCCUGUCAAAUUCCAGGUGGACAUUGCCUUCUCCGAAGGAGAGAGGGAGCGAGAGAGGGAUAGGGGCAAGGAGAAGGAGGAGAAGAGGGACAUGGGAAUUUACAGUGUCACCUUCACUCUUAUAUCAGGUCCUAGUCGCAGGUUUAAACGGGUGGUAGAGUCUAUUCAAGCUCAGUUGCUCAGUACUCAUGAUCAGCCUUCUGUGCAGGCACUUGCUGAUGAGAAGAACGGGCAGCUGUCCUCUCAUCCUCCCGGCUCCCUGAGCCGCCAGAACUCUCGCCGCUCGGAGGGAGGCGGCGACCGGGACAGCGGAGGCCUGCAACGCCGGGGCUCCAGCAAAGACAAGACCCGCCUGCUCUCCUCCAACGGAACCCAGUCUCAGCCCUGA